GUCGAUGGUUGUCUGGGGCGUACGCUCUCCCACCUGUGUGUGUGUGCUGAUCACAAACCUAAAUACUAAUUGUUUUUAGUUAAAAUAUACUGGACUAUGAUAAGGAAGUAUACUUGCUGCUUGGUCAGUAAGCUACUAAGGACGUGGCCUUAAUAACCCUUCAAAGGUUGAUAGGCUUUAAGCCCAAAACCAUAAUUCGACAUCAAGCACAUAUUUUGAAGACGUGAAAUCAUGUGAAAUCAUGAACACAAAUCUUUUUACCAAUUGCUAAUACUGGAAGCUUAAAACAAGAGUCGAAAGUAAGGAAAUUACCAUAUGAACAGACAGUCGAAUACCAGACCUAUAUUUUGAUGAAGUUUGCCUCACAGUGGAACGACAUGGCGAUUCAGUGGGAAGGUGAGGACCUGAUAGUGAAGCUCUCGACCAUCCUCAGGUUCUGUUGCGAUCCUGCAGGAGGGGACGAGCCCCCAGGGUACCACAGGGGUUUAGUGGUGGACGAACCCCAAGCCCCCAGCGACCACGGGCCAUGGGCGCACCUCUUGCUCAACCAUCGUCUGGAAAGUCCUCGCUACACCAUCCUGCCCACUAUCACGGCUGUGUCUCCCUGGGACGACACCGAGCUCCACGACCAGGUCUUCGGCGGGAGUAACGCUGUAAACCACGUCAUCGUACCGACCUCCGUACUGCCUUCCCUAGAAGUUACGACGCCCUCCGAUCUUCAAGCUUUAAUGGCUAGAGAAGCCACCAUCAACGCCACCCACAGGUUCUAUGAUGCCCUCCGAGCUGUCCUGCACGGGGACGGCCUAGGAACCAUUAUUGAGCUCGGGCAGGAGCGGGAAGUGAAGGUGGACGCGGCGGGAAUAAUCACUCCUCACCUGCAGGAAGCCUCCCAUCCACACCUCAGCCACAACAACGAUCCACAUCACAGCCCUUCCAUGUCACCCCUUAUCCAGGUGUGUGCAGCGCUGGGUGUAUUGGUGGUGGUGAUGGUGGUCCUAUUCCACACUCAUCACUUCCGUCGAGACUGUGGGACGGAGCAACGGGCUCUCCGUCGCCUUGCACAACACUACCAUGUGACGCGCGACGGGGACCCAGAUGAUGUUGAGAGGCACGCUGACACUGACGUGACGGACGUGACGCUCUGAGGCGACAGACGUGACACUGAAGUGUCGGUCUCAGGUGAGGAAGGUGGAACUCUGAGGUGACGGACGUGACGUUCGAAGACAGUGGUUCCCAUCCAGGGAUCCACAGACCUCCGUGGAUCCACAAUCAAAGUUCAAAAUUUCUAGAAGCUCCAGGCUUUCAUCCAUCACUUGCAAGGUUUGAAGAACAGUUUGAGUGAUUAUUUUUCUCUUCCAAGCGUCAACAAAUAAGUGGACCGGAUACAUUUCACUUAGACGUAACAAAUGUAAAAUUCAACAUCAAAUGAAGAAUAUCGUCUUGUUGAAUUUCCGAGUGAUACCUCACUGAGGUCAAAUUUCAUUCGGUACAAAUUAUCAGACUUUUGAUUGCAUGUGAAAACGGAGUCCCCAGAACUGGCAUUCAAAGCCCUGAGAUAUUUAAUGCCAUUCUCCACUACAUAUUUAUGUGAGGAAGCUUUCUCCAGGCUGCUUUAUUUAAAAUCAAAAUACAGAAACAGGAUGAAUGUGGGACUUGAUUUACAACUUAAGCUGUCUGGCAUUGAACCUGAAAUUCGCAAUGUGGCGUCAACAAAGCAGUAUCAACCAUCUCGUUCAACUUGUAAGUUUUUUUUUUAAUACUGUCAUUUAUUUAAUUGCAUACUAGUUACAUGUGUCUGUCAUUUGAGGUAAGAAACUGGGAAAACGAGUUCCCUGCUAGUUAAUUAAUAAAAUUGUCUUGCUUGAGAACACAGUUCUUUCAAAAACUGAGGUCCGUGGGAAUGGGGGAAUUAUCAGGGGAAAGCGCCAAGGCAUUACGACUAUAUAGCACUUGGAAAGGGUUCAGGAAAAGUAUUUGGGAUGGGACGGGGAGAAGGAAUGGAAAAAUUCAGUAAAUACAAUAUGUCUUUGGUAGUAAAAAGAGUGGGAAAAGCAACUCUAAGGUGACUGGCUUUAAAAAUCACCAAUAAUUUUUUUUAUUUAUUUUUAUUGUUACCUAUUGUUUCAAAGUUACAGUUAUAUACAUUGGUAUUAAAUGUUUAACUAUAUACGUAUUUUAGAGGUUUUCUCUCCUAUGGCAUACACUGCCAUCUGAAACAAAUACAUUAGGUUUUAAGUCGACUGCCCUAACCAACGUGGACAAAUUAGUUUUUUUUAGGCUUUUACUGUUUACUGCUUAUCUGGAUUUAGCUGAAUACCUCUAUUUUAAACCGGGUAAAUAUGCUCCUGUUGUAUUUAUUUCUCUAGACUCGUUUAUUCAGGUUUGGAACUAAAACAACUCUACAGAAUGAUUCCAGUAAAAUUUUCAGAGAAGCAUCUCGAUCAUGUAAUAUCCUAAAGGGCCUAUGUUUUCUAGUUUAUUUUCUAUCAUAUGUGACUAUUCACUUAUACAAUGCCAACCAGUA
This is a messenger RNA of Procambarus clarkii (red swamp crayfish), 2524 nucleotides long. RefSeq lists its product as uncharacterized. The record is from RefSeq and is a predicted model, not a curated record. Lineage: Eukaryota; Metazoa; Arthropoda; Malacostraca; Decapoda; Cambaridae.